Molecule: messenger RNA, 1486 nt
Organism: Raphanus sativus (radish)
Lineage: Eukaryota; Viridiplantae; Streptophyta; Magnoliopsida; Brassicales; Brassicaceae
Product: L-type lectin-domain containing receptor kinase VIII.1
Exons: 1
Coding region: 229-1287 (352 amino acids)
Molecular function (GO): carbohydrate binding
Source: RefSeq, a predicted model, not a curated record
AACAUUACUAUCUACAACACUAGUGAGAAGCUAAACAAGAGAGAAUGUAAUCAGAAAUAUAAUUAAAUGCAUAAACAACAUUAGUCAGCAAGCACUACAAGAUAGAGACAGAGGGAAAGUGGAAUGCUUUCUCGAAACCUGAAGAUUCCAUAUAGAAAGAAGAAGAAGAGCUUCUCACUUUACCCAUUUUAAUCAGAGAAGAGACCAAAUUUCCAUUUACUUAAAGCUAUGUCGAUGUUCAAAGCCUUGUCCUUUUUGUUCGUUAUGUUGUGCUUCAAGAUUCAUGGAACCAUGGCUACAGAUGGGAACUCCUCGUUUUGGUUUGAUGGGUUUGCAAAGUCUCCGAGCUUUUACAAGAACGUUGCUUUGUUUGGAGAUUCGAAGCUGGUCAGUGACAUUUCUUCGAUCCAACUAACUAACUCAGUGAGUGGAAGCGUGGGACGAGUCGUUUACAGGAAGCCCAUCAAGCUUUUCCAAGGUAGAGAGAGGAACUUGUUAUCUUUCUCGAGUCACUUCUCGUUCUCGAUGCCUAAUGAGGUUGGUGACGUCAUGGCUUUUGUAAUGGUUCCAACUAGUUUGGAUCCUAGUCUCUUCGGCAAGAAAGGUAACAGUUCCUCUGCUUUAGAGUUUCUGUUUCAGUACGCAAAGAAAGAGACGGUUGUAGGUUUUGAGUUUGAUAUUUCCAACAGAGGAAACCUUGCAAGGAUCUUGAUAGGUAGACCUGAAUCUUCCGAAACUAGAAACCUUUCCUUUGAGGGUGACUUGGUGAUGACGGACAAUGGAGGGACGUUGAGCUGUAUGGUUGAGUAUGAAGCACUUUCCAAGAGAAUGAUGGUUCGGUUCAGAAAGUCAGGUUCGAUAAAGUUGUUGGAUCCGUUCUUCUCUUUCUCGGUGGACUUGGGGGAGCUGUGGAGUAAUGGUGAGUUCGUGGUGGGUUUAAGCUCUGCAAACGGGAACUCUUCAAAGGUACAUUUCCUCCAUUCAUGGAGCUUUGAAAUAAGGCAUUCUCCUCCGGUGUGGACGAGUUCAUUGCCGCUUGAACCGAAUCAAGCUUUGGAGGCUGACGUUUCCACGGAGGAAGAAGAAGGUGUUGAGAGAAGUGAGUGCAUAUGGCGGAUGCUUGGUGUUUUGGUCUUGGGUGCAGUAUGUGGAGCGUUAGGGGUGCUACUGGCUUUGUAUCUGUGGAUAAUAUGUGGUCUGAGGCGGUCAAUGGCGGUGGUACCAGAGGAAUGUCAUGUGAAAAGGAUGAGUGUUGCGGUGGAUGCUGUUGAAGAAGGUAAGAAGUAGUGAAGGACUUUUGGUUUGGUUUUAGAAGCUUGUCUUGUGCUGUAGUGUAAGUGUAAGUGUAUGGUCUUUCUUCCGUGUGGACUUGAUCAGUAAAAUCACUAUGAAAAGAAGGCAUAAGCUUACUGAUCUUGCGAAAAUCAACUGAUUCAUGUUGUUCUACAUCCUUUAUUAUUUACACUGCCACAAACGUAACAUGUCA